CCCCGACAGACACCCGCUCCUCCCCUCCCUGCAGCGCCGGGAGGGGCCCCGCGGUGGCGGCCCAGAUUCAGCCUGUGACAAUACCUGGGAAGAGUAUGAAUGUUUCAGAGAACUGGCUGUUCAAUGGUUCCUCGUUAGCAUCUCAAGUUCAUGCUGCUGCUAUUAAUGGAGAUAAGGGUGCCCUCCAAAAGCUAAUAGCAGGAAACCCUGAGUUGAAAGAUAAAGAAGACCAGUUUGGGAGAACUCCUCUCAUGUACUGUGUGUUGGCUGACAGGCUAGAUUGUGCUGAGGCCUUGCUGAAGGCAGGAGUAGGUAUUAAUAAAGCUGAUCAUAGCCAGAGAACUGCUCUUCACCUUGCUGCACAAAAGGGAAAUUAUCGCUUCAUGAAACUUUUACUUGCUCGUAGAGCAAACUGGAUGCAAAAGGAUUUAGAAGAAAUGACUCCUUUACAUUUAACUACCCGCCACAAGAGUCCCAAGUGCUUAGCUUUGUUGCUAAAAUACAUGGCACCAGGCGAAGUGGAUACACAGGACAGAAACAAGCAAACUGCUCUGCACUGGAGUGCCUACUACAAUAACCCAGAGCAUGUGAAACUUCUUAUAAAACACGAUUCUAAUAUUGGAAUCCCUGAUAUUGAAGGCAAAAUCCCACUUCAUUGGGCAGCUAACCACAAGGAUCCCAGUGCAGUUCUAACAGUCAAAUGUAUUCUGGAUGCUGCUCCCACAGAAUCUUUAUUGAACUGGCAGGACUAUGAAGGACGAACCCCCCUUCAUUUUGCAGUUGCUGAUGGGAAUGUGGCAGUGGUUGAUGUCCUGACCUCUUAUGAAGGCUGCAAUGUGACAUCUUAUGACAACCUCUUUCGAACUCCUCUUCACUGGGCAGCUUUACUGGGCCAUGCACAGAUUGUCCAUCUCCUGUUAGAAAGAAAUAAGUUUGGAACCAUCCCAUCUGAUAGCCAAGGGGCAACACCCUUACAUUAUGCAUCACAGAGCAACUUUGCUGAAACAGUUGAAGUAUUUUUGAAACAUCCCUCUGUGAAAGAUGACUCAGACCUUGAGGGAAGAACAUCCUUUAUGUGGGCAGCUGGGAAAGGCAGUGAUGAUGUCAUCAUCACUAUGCUGAAUUUAAAAUUGGACAUUGAUAUCAACAUGGCAGAUAAAUAUGCUGGCACAGCAUUACAUGCUGCUGCCCUUUCUGGCCAUGUCAGCACUGUGAAAUUGCUCUUAGAACAUAAUGCACAGGUAGAUGCAACGGAUGUAAUGAAGCACACUCCACUUUUCCGAGCCUGUGAAAUGGGACACAAAGAAGUGAUACAGACACUCAUUAAAGGGGGAGCAAGAGUAGAUUUGGUUGAUCAAGAUGGCCAUUCUCCCCUUCACUGGGCAGCUCUGGGUGGAAAUGCUGAUGUAUGUCAAAUUUUGAUAGAAAAUAAAAUCAACCCAAAUGUGCAGGAUUAUGCAGGUAGAACUCCCUUGCAGUGUGCUGCAUAUGGAGGCUAUAUUAACUGCAUGGUCGUGUUACUGGAAAACAAUGCAGAUCCAAAUAUUCAAGAUAAAGAGGGAAGGACUGCUUUACAUUGGCUGUGUAACAAUGGCUACCUUGAUGCUAUAAAGUUGCUGCUGGGUUUUGAUGCUUUCCCUAAUCACAUGGAGAACAAUGAAGAGAGAUACACGCCACUUGAUUAUGCUUUGCUUGGAGAACACCAUGAGGUGAUUCAGUUUAUGUUAGAACAUGGUGCUCUGUCUAUAGCUGCCAUACAGGACAUUGCUGCCUUCAAAAUCCAAGCUGUCUACAAAGGAUACAAGGUUAGAAAGGCUUUCCAAGACAGAAAAAAUCUUCUAAUGAAGCAUGAACAGCUGAGAAAAGAUGCUGCUGCCAAGAAACGUGAAGAAGAAAAUAAGAGGAAGGAAGCAGAGCUGUUGAAGGGAAUGCAGAACCUGGUACUCAAUAGGGUGCAAGUACAGCCACAUCCUGCAAAUAGAGAGAAGAGUAACAGAACUCCUAGCACUCCACAGCUGUCUAGUAAACAAAUUGAUAGUAACAGGCUUUUCUGCAGUAGCAUUUCUCAAAACCAGGCAGGGAAAAAUAAUAGAGGAUCACCUACAACCUCUCAAAACAGAACGACACCAAAGGAAAAAUGUCUGUCUGCAGAACUACCAGGUGAAGAUCACAAAAACAAAAAAGAAUUAUCCAGAAAACACACCAAAAGCAAGACAGCUUGUGUCCAUUUCCAUUGUGGUAAAGAAAAUGAUGGAGCCAAGGUUGAAGCUAACCAUCAAGUUGUGGCGGCUACAGAGUGGUAUGGUGAAAAGCACAAGGAGCAGUCUGCAAGCGCGAAAGGCUUAGCACAUGGCAACGAAAAGCACAUCCCUUGUUGUAACACAGCCAGUGCAGGGGAGAAAUUAGCAGAUCAAAGUCAAUCUAUAGCUGGCAACAGAAGCCAUUGUGAAGGAACAACAGGGCACUUGCAGAAUAUUAACUGCACUGAUGGAAACUCAAGGAAUUCAAGGCAGUGUGAAACACUAUCAAAAGGCAAACCGCGCAUGCUGAAAGCAAGAAAUAAAGAGUUAAACAGUGAGAGAUGUUCCCCAGCUGGCUCCAGUAGACCUGGAAGUGCCAAAAUGAGAUUUGUAAACAUCAGAAAUGACAGUUCACAUGCCGUAGUACAAACUAACAAUGUAGCAAAUAAUGAAUUAGCAAAAAAGACCUGCCCUUUACUGUCUAUCAAAGCAGGAACUACAAGACCUGUCCCAAGUGAUCCAACAGCACACGCUAUUUUUGAUGAUAGUCUGAACUUGGAAAAAAUAGAUAUAACGGAGUCCAAGAAUGCAGAUGAUCGAUUAUGUUCCCAUCUCACAUGUCAGAGUAUGGAUAUUGAACUUAUCCCAUUAGAGAUCCGUAUGCAGAUAAUAGAAAAGGAAAGAACAAGAAAAGAGCUAUUUCGGAAGAAGAACCAUGCUGCUACUGUUAUUCAGAGGACAUGGAGAAGUUACCAGCUAAGACAGAAGUUGGUCCAGCUUUUUAGUGUUGAGCGGCAAUGCAAAGAAGAUGAAGACAAAUGGAGACAAGAGACAGCUGCCUUUUUCAUCCAGGUCGCUUGGAAGAAACAGCUGAACCAUGGCCCUCUGAAAUCAGUGUCUUCAUGUAAAAACCUAAAAUCUAUAAAUAAAAGCAACUCAGCCAUAAAAACGAGCAAGCAAUCCAUCCUUAAGCAGAUAUACGGGCGCUCUCAAGAAGGGAAAGUUUGCCAUCCAGCAAGACCUGCUUCAAAGCAUAAGCUCUCUGAUGUGCACGUGAUCUCAGUAAGCAACCUGCAGUAUGUUCAUCUGCUGGAGAGUGAAGGAAAAUUGAAGCAGUUUUCAUACAACAUGAGACCAACCACUGCUGCAAAGUCAAAAACCAAAAGACCCAAGCAUUAA
Emys orbicularis (European pond turtle) is the source of this 3419-nucleotide messenger RNA. It is a transcript of the gene INVS, whose product is annotated as inversin. The transcript has 17 exons. Lineage: Eukaryota; Metazoa; Chordata; Testudines; Emydidae. The record is from RefSeq and is a predicted model, not a curated record. Gene Ontology annotation, molecular function: protein binding. Gene Ontology annotation, cellular component: ciliary inversin compartment. The coding region runs from base 96 to 3419 and encodes 1107 amino acids. Gene Ontology annotation, biological process: protein localization to ciliary inversin compartment.